This is a messenger RNA of Mesoplodon densirostris (Blainville's beaked whale), 543 nucleotides long. It is a transcript of the gene IL15, whose product is annotated as interleukin 15. The record is from RefSeq and is a predicted model, not a curated record. Gene Ontology annotation, molecular function: cytokine activity; cytokine receptor binding. Gene Ontology annotation, biological process: neutrophil activation; immune response; positive regulation of immune response. The transcript is spliced from 6 exons. NCBI's taxonomy places the organism in Eukaryota, Metazoa, Chordata, Mammalia, Artiodactyla, Ziphiidae. Gene Ontology annotation, cellular component: extracellular region. The coding region runs from base 1 to 543 and encodes 180 amino acids.
AUGUUGGUGACGUCACAGGAAGCAAAGAAGUCAGUGUUAGAAGAUAGCAAACGUACAGGAGGUCAUAAACAAUAUUUGAGAAGUACUUCCAUCCAGUGCUGCUUGUGUUUACUUCUGAACAGUCAUUUUUUAACUGAGGCUGGCAUUCAUGUCUUCAUUGUGGGUUGUAUCAGUGCAGGUCUUCCUAAAACAGAAGCAAACUGGCAGCAUGUAAUAAGUGAUUUGAAAAGAAUUGAAGAUCUUAUUCAAUCUAUACAUAUGGAUGCCACUUUAUAUACUGAAAGCAAUGCUCAUCCCAGUUGCAAAGUAACAGUGAUGAAAUGCUUUCUUCUGGAGUUACAUGUUAUUUUGCGUGAGUCCAGAAAUUCCGACAUUAAUGAUACAGUAGAAAACCUUAUCAUCCUAGCAAACAGCAGUUUAUCUUCCAUUGAGUAUAAAACUGAAUCGGGAUGCAAAGAAUGUGAGGAGCUGGAGGAAAAAAAUAUUAAAGAAUUUUUGAAGAGUUUUGUACAUAUUGUGCAAAUGUUCAUCAACCCUUCUUGA